AUGGGCAACACGGACACGCUCAAGAUCACGCAGGGCAAGGAGGACAUUGCGGAGUACCAACCCCCGCUCGCAUUCGACAAGGAUGACAAGCCGACCAAGACCUGCACCUCGAAGCGCGGGUUCUGCAAGCACUGCUCGUCCGUGCUCUGGAACGCGCACCCGGAGUGGCCGCAGUGGAUCUACCCCUCUGCGUCUGUCAUUGACAGUGAGCUGCCCAAGGUCCCCGACGGAAUGGGGUACACCAUCCUCCGCGCCAGCUGCCCCGACUAUGUCCCGACCCCCGAGGGGUUCAAGGUCUACGACGACUAUGGACCCGCUGAGGGCAUUGAAAAGUGGCACAAGAAGAAUGGCUUCUGGGUCGAUUAG
This is a messenger RNA of Trichosporon asahii var. asahii CBS 2479, 366 nucleotides long. RefSeq lists its product as uncharacterized. The transcript is spliced from 2 exons. The record is from RefSeq and is a predicted model, not a curated record. The coding region runs from base 1 to 366 and encodes 121 amino acids. Lineage: Eukaryota; Fungi; Basidiomycota; Tremellomycetes; Trichosporonales; Trichosporonaceae.